Molecule: messenger RNA, 5760 nt
Organism: Phaedon cochleariae (mustard beetle)
Lineage: Eukaryota; Metazoa; Arthropoda; Insecta; Coleoptera; Chrysomelidae
Source: the annotation of a GenBank genome assembly
AUGGCCAAUAGUGUUGUGAAAGUUACAGAUAUCAGAGAUGAUGAACUUGACAAUGUUAAUAACAGUUUACUCUUGUUGGUUGGUGAAGAUGGUACUGUGACACCUGACCAAGAGACAGUUGAAACAUUUCUGAAACACAGAAGUGGCCCCACCAAUAUACAGGUCAUGAAGUUUCUCAAAACUGAUAAGCAGGGUAUUGAUAUCACUGUUGAUAAUUUGACAUAUGUUCCUGAUGUAGCUAAUGAAGAAGUGGUAGGGGAUGAAAGUGCAGAUAUGGAUGAGGUGGCUAGAAAUUUAUACAAUUUUCGGCUGGACCAUGACUACACACCCUUCACAUCACCAGAUAGCCAGAGCUUGUCCCAAGAAGAGGAUGAAUUGGCUAAGACAUUGAGUAUGCUUGAUGGGCCAGAGGAAAUCAUCAUACCCCCUGAGCCUAUCACAUUGAGUCCACUAAUUGGGGCCAAAGUACCUCCUAGAAUCAAACUUAUUCAAUCAAUCACCUUAACUCCUCCAAACAGAAAUAGCAAAGGGGGUAUUGGUACAGUUUCUGCAAAUGCACAAGAAUCAAGCAAAAAUCUCAUUGAAGAUGAAUUAAAAUCUGAACAAGAUCAAUCCAUCAAUGAUGAUAUUGAAACUGCCAGUCUGAGGAAUGAGUCUACUCCAGCGACCAGUGAGACUAUUCCAACAGAAUUGUCCAGUAAAUCAAUAGAAACAAUUCCUGAUGAGACUAAGUUGGUACUUACUAAGUCAAAAGCCAAAAUAAUCAGAACUGCACCUAAAUCAAAAUCUCAAAAGGAAAGAGCAAAAAUCAAGACAAAGCCCAAAGUGAAGGGGAUUGUUGGGGAAGAAAGUGAUGAGGAAGACUAUUCAGAUGGGGAUGACUUGGAUUUUGAGUUGGAGGAUGAUGAAAAUGACUUGGAUUUCAGUUUGGAGGAGGAACUCAAAGGAAAGCAGCACUUGAAACGUCAAAGGUUGAAAUCAGAAUCAAGACCACCUUUCAGAGGUUCCAUUAAAAGGAAUAAGAGCAAAGAGAAAAAGGGUGAAAAUAAGGAGGAACCCAAAAAAGAGGACAGUGUGAAAGUGGAGGCCAAACAGGAGCCUACUGAAGUUGAUCUGAAGGAAGAUAAGGUUGUUGAGAAAACAGAUGAAAAACAGGAAAGGCAGCCUGAGACUUUGGAGGCAAAACAACAGGAGAAAAAGCCACUGCCAAAAAAAGAUAAGAAAGUUCCAAAGCCUAUCCCAGAUGAUUUUCUUCUUUUUUCCACUCCAGACAUCAUAAGACGUGUUGGGGGAAAAGAGCAGUCCACCCCAGAGUCUGUCACUCCCACUAAACCUGCCAAAAUACUUUCACAAGGUUCAUCUCAGAGGAAGUCCUUGGACCAGUCUCCUACAAAAUCACAUGGUAAAACUGACAAAGAGAGAUUUAUAGAAGAGAAAAUGGAUAGCAAAAGUAGGAGAAGUAGCUUGGGAGAGGACACGAAAAGCAAAGAGAGAAGGGCGAGCAUGACGAAUGAGAGUAAGUUGAAGAGAACUAGUGUGGAUGAAAGAACGGCGAAAAGUAGAGAGACGAAAGCCGAGCGGCGUUCAUCUGACGCCAAAAAAGUCGAAAAGACCCCUCGAAAGUCGUCGGCAGAAGUCGGGGAGAACCUGGACAUGCCCAGCGCCGAAUACAUUCGCUCCAUCAUCAUGAACGAAGACACUAAAACUUAUUCCAUGGACACGAAUAUGGAACAGCCCUCGAAUUUGGAGAAUUUGGACGCCACCGGCUUGGAUCUGGAUCCCACUCUCUUGGACAAUCUCAACAACGAUGAGAUUUCCGAAGACAUUCUCUACCAAGUAGCCAAGUCGUUAGUUUCCAAUCCAGAGUUGCAGAAUGCCAUCGACAAGGGAAUAAAUGAUGGAGUCCUGGAUCCGACUGUGGCCGCCCCUCAUAAUGCCCUUCCCAAUCAAAGUGUUUCAGGAAAUCCUCCACAGGAAAAAUUAGUCCAGGGUGGGACACAAAUUGUCAGGCCUGAUGGUAGAAUUGUUGUGAUACCUCCGAUUGAGAGACCUACCACCCGAAGCCGAAAUAAAAGGAAGGAGGAAACCAAACCGACAAUAAUAGCCGUCCACAAACCAUUGGACGAAGAGCACGUGUCCGGCAACGAAUUGGACAGCUCGGCGGACGAGGGAGCAGCAGAAGAGGAGGAGGAGGAAUCCGAAGACGAUCCGAACAAGUUGUGGUGCAUCUGCAACCAGCCGCACAACAACCGCUUCAUGAUAUGCUGCGACACCUGCGAGGAAUGGUAUCACGGCAAGUGCGUCAACAUCACCAAAUCCAUGGGUCAGCAGAUGGAGGCCGAAGGCAAGGAGUGGAUUUGCCUCUUUUGCAAGGAUCCGUUGCUUGAGAGGCCACAAGCGGCUGCACGUAGGAUUCGAAAAGCCUCGAGAAAUUCGAGGGCCUCUUCCGAUAGUGCCGGCAGCAAUUCCAAGAGGGCAGAAUCCACAACGACUUCGGUACCAUGCGUGGUGUGCCAAAAAUUGUCGAGAAAAAACUCCAUCUACUGCAGCGAAUCUUGUAUUCUGGCCCACGCCCAAGGUAUCGAACGGGUGAUUGUGUUCGAGAGAUCGACAGGCAAAAUGCUGACGGGCAACAAAGCUCCGAGCGCCGCCAAUCUGGACCAAUGGCUGAAGGAGCACCCCGGCUACGAAGUGGUUAGAUCCGGCGGCAAGAUCGUGACAGCCAAGGCGGGCAAUCUGACGCAAUCGAAGCUGAAGCUGGUGAAAAACGUUCACGACGAAGGCGUCUCGCUGGCCGUCCACAAGAAGGGCGGCGUCAAUGUGGGCGUGCUCAAACACGCCCCACUAAAACACGCCCCUAAGAGUGGAGGAGGGGCUGAGGCGACGCCCCCCAAGCAGCAAGGCACGCCUCUCAAACAACAUGCCACGCCCCUAAAGGGUGUCGUAACGGCCAUCAGGAAGGCGGGACAGCAGCAGCAGCCUGACACCGCCAAAAUGAAAGUGAUUCCGCCCGAGCCGAUGAAAUUACUGGCCACGCCCCCCACCCCCAAGCAGCCCAAGCUGCUGCAGACGACGCUGACGAAAACGCCGCCGGUGAGCGCCGAGAAGAAGAAGACGCCCAAAAAGAGGGAGGAGCAGGCCAAGAAGAAGGAGGAGCAAGCCAAGAAGAAGGAGGAGCCGCCGUCGCCCAAGCCGCAAGAGAACAUUCGCGAGAACGUGAAAAAGACCGUGUUCGAACAGCUGACCAAUCGACUGAAGGGAUGCGCCGACUUGAAGUUGACCGAGGAGGAGGUGAAGGUCAUCUCCGGUGAGAUCGAGUCGCAGUUGCACAAGUGCUUCGGCGAUACCGGCCAAAAGUACAGGAACAAGUAUAGGAGUCUCAUUUUCAACAUCAAGGACUCCAAGAAUCAGACGCUGUGGCGGAGGAUAUGCGAAAAGUCCGUCAACCCUUAUGAGCUGGUUAGGUUGUCUCCGGACGACUUGGCGAGCCAAGAGUUGGCAAGUUGGAGAGAAAAGGAGGCCAAGCAUACUCUGGAUAUGAUCAAGAAAUCCGAAUUGGAAUUGCUCAAUUGCAACAGGCAGUAUGUUCUCAAAACACACAAGGGCGAGCAAGUGGUGGAGGACGAUCGCGUGGACAAAAUCGAUAACGCGGAGAUGAUAAAAAGUCUGACCGAGGGAUCCGCUUUGGACAGCGGAGAGAGCAAAAGUGACGGCACCAAGGACAAAAAGGGCUCGUCGAAACACGGAGGUCACAAGGACAGGGACAAAAAGAACAAGGACAAAGAGCACAGGUCACAUAGGUCGUCCAGCAAAGACAAAGAAAGGGAUAGGGAAAGGAGUCGAAAGAGAUCGAAGAGCCGGGAUAGAAAACACGGGGGAGAGCACAAGAAGCACUCGAGGUCGAAGGAUAGGUCGAGAGACAGGCAGCACAGGAAAUCCUCGCACAAGGCCUCCAAACACAAAAAGGACCUCAUUUCAUCCACUGACAAACUCGACAAAAAAGCGAAAGAGAUCUUGGAACAGUUGGUGGAUAACAAGAUUGUGCUCCCCUUAGCCCCCUUGGAUGACAGAUUGUGGAAACAUGUGCCGCAAGAGGACAUCCUUCCAGCAAUUGAAAGUGAUAGUGACCAUGAACCAUCCUCCACUGUGACCAUCCCCACUCCUCCCAGAGUACCAGAUAGUAGUGACGAGUUUGCUGGAGGUGGGAGAACACCGGAAAUCGAUAUCGAGAAAAACUUGCCUACUACGUCGGCUGAGAAGGAAAAUGUGAGAGAAGUGAAAGAGGCGAUCGUGAGGAGCACAUCGCCGCCUCCCAGGAAGAAACCGCCCGCGGAAAUAUGGAGAGGGGCCGUCAAUAUGAUUGACGUCGCGCAAAUUUCAAUAACCGCCCACGAAGUGUCCGGUGAUUGCAGCGGAUUGGGUCGAGAGCUGUCCCCCAAUUUGGACAUUGUGGGACGCAUCUCUCCCGACACCGUGUGGGAUUACAUCAGCAAGAUGAAGUGCUCCAACAGCAAGGGCAUCUCUCUGAUCCGUCUCAACGCCACCAACGUGGAGGAAAAGAUGCCCUAUCUGGCCCUCUACAGCUAUCUCAGCAGCCGAGACAGAUUGGGCGUCGUCAAAAGUCUCAACAAGGCCGUCAAAGACUUUUACAUUUAUCCGCUCGCGCCACAGAAGCCUAUCCCGCAAGUUUUGCUGCCAAUCAGCGGACCCGGUUUCGAGGAGUCGAGACCUGCCCUGCUGCUGGGCAUCAUCGUGCGCGACAAGCGGAAACGACCGUUCUUCGCGCCCCCCGAUAUGCCCGUCCUGGCCGCCAAGAAAUCCAAAACGGAGACCGUCGCCUUCAAGGCGGCGUCGCCCGCCCCAGCCACCCCCGCCGCCCCUGUCGCCCCGCCCAGGUCGUACACGCCGCCCCCCGUCAAGGACCCCAGGCUGAAGCAGCCGCCCAAGCCGGAACCGGAGCCGUCUCCCCCUGACGAAGGAGACGAACCUUACAGUCCGGAAGAUUCGGACCUAGAAGCUCCGACGAUUCCUGUAUCAAAAUUGCAGACGGUCCUUCCGGUACAAGAAUCUUCCGUAGUGGAGGUCCCUGUGGUACCACCUUUUCCCAUACCAGGUAUUUCUAGUGGUCUCCCAUCGAGCACGCUGGAAAUACAGCGGCAGAUGGAAGAGUUGAACAAGAAGAUCGAAAUGCAAAAGUCAGAAAUCACGAGUAUGACGCAAAACAUGGCGUCUGCUGCCUCCACCUCUAAGGACAUUGGCUCCACCAGUUUGGCAAACAUUGCUUUGCCCAGCAAUCUUCAACAGAUCCUCGACAGCAUCAAAACUAUAGGAGACGGCACCGACCACCCUCCCCCUACCGCCGCCUCUGCGCAGCUGCCGCCCCCCGCCUCCGGCGACCUGACCAUCCCCCUCAUCAUCCCCAAGAGUUUCACGCGGCCGCUGAACAUGAGCGUGCCGCCGCCCCCGCUCGGCGUCGUCCUGCCCGAGCUGGCCUGCCCAGUCGACACCAUCCCUUUGAACUUGCCCAAGGGCAGGCAGCCGCCGCCGCCCCCCGCGAUGGGCGGGCCGGAGGAGAGGGCUGGUGUGCUCAGCUCGCUCAGCGAGGAGCAGCUCAUACAGAAGGCCAACGAAAUGUUGCAGGAUCAGGAAGGCAAAAGCAAGAAGAGGCCAUCCAUAGAAGUACAAGCGUCAGUGAAGAGGUCGAGAAAUGAGGUUAAUCUACCACCUGUACCUGGGCUGGAAGAUGAUGCCAUUAUUUAA